This is a messenger RNA of Tympanuchus pallidicinctus (lesser prairie-chicken), 1963 nucleotides long. Its product is annotated as methanethiol oxidase-like. Bases 36 to 1412 code for a protein of 458 amino acids. The transcript has 10 exons. The record is from RefSeq and is a predicted model, not a curated record. NCBI's taxonomy places the organism in Eukaryota, Metazoa, Chordata, Aves, Galliformes, Phasianidae. Gene Ontology annotation, molecular function: protein binding; selenium binding.
UGUUAUUUCAUAGCACGUUCUAACACAACAUUUCCAUGUUCUUAGCUCCCAGAGAGGAGGUUGCGUAUGUGACAUGUACUUACCGAGAAACAGGCAUUGACCAACCUGACUUCCUGGCCACCAUUGAUCUCAACCCCAGGUCUCCAUAUUACUGCCAGGUGAUCCACCGCCUGCCCGUGCCCAACCUCAAAGACGAGCUGCACUGUUCAGGGUGGAGCGCUGGCAGCACUGGCAGCGUCUGCUUUGACAAUAUCACAACGAAAAAGAACAAGCUGAUCCUCCCUGGUCUGAUUUCUUCCCGUAUUUAUGUGGUGGAUGUGGGCACGCAGUGCCGGGCUCCCACAGUGUGUAAGAUGAUUGAGCCAGUGGAUGUCUUCUGGAAGUGCAACAAGGGCCACCUUAGUGCGGUUCACAGCCUGCCCAACGGUGACAUUCUGAUUGCCAACAUGGGGGAUGCAGCCGGCCGUGGGAAAGGUGGAUUUAUUGUGCUGGAUGGAGAGACCUUUGAGCUGAAGGGUAACUGGGAACACGAGUGCGAGGUUCCCCCAACAGGCUAUGACUUCUGGUACCAGCCACGCCACAACGUUCUCAUCAGCACCGCCGGGAUGGUGCCAAGAAUUGCGGGACGGGGAUUUAACCCGGAUGAUCUGAAGAAAGGGGUCUUCGGGCGCCGCCUGAACGUGUGGAAUCUGUCCUGCCGUACCCUCACGCAGUGCUUUGACCUGGGGGAGGACUCGCUGCCCCUGAGCGUGAAGUUCCUCCACAACCCCGAUGCUGCCGAGGGCUACGUCAGCUGUGCCCUGAGCGGCGUCAUCUACCGCUUCUACAAGUGCGAGGCAAACAGCUGGGCAGUGGAAGAGGCCAUCCAGAUCCCAGCCAAGGACGUGUCGGGAUGGAUUCUGCCCAAGAUGCCGGCCUUCCCCAGCGACCUGGUCAUCUCCCUGGACGACAAGUACCUGUACGUCUGCAACUGGCUGCACGGAGACAUCCGCCAGUACGAGAUCUCCAGGACCUGCAAGCCCCGGCUGGUGGGACAGGUGUUUGUGGGAGGCAGCAUCCUGCGAGGCGGGCCCGUGACGGUGUGCAGAGAUGAAGAGCUGAAGUGCCAGCCGGAGCCCUUGGUGAUCAAGUGCAAGCGGGUGUACGGCGGCCCCGCUAAGAUCCAGCUCAGCGUGGAUGGCAAGAGGCUGUACGUCACCAACUCCUUCUACAGCACUUGGGACAAGCAGUUCUACCCGAACGUGGUCAAGGAAGGCUCUGUCAUGCUGCAGAUCGAUGUGGACACGGAGAAGGGAGGCCUGAUGGUGAACAAGAACUUCCUGGUGGAUUUUGGAAAGGAGCCCAACGGGCCUUGCCUUGCCCACGACAUCCGCUUCCCUUGCGGAGAUUCCACCUCCGACAUCUCCGCCUAGGCGCCAUGGCGCGGCUCCCUUCUUCUCUCUAGUCUGUAGUGCAGCCAUCAAACGGAGCGUGGGGUGAUUGGGUUGGGGGUCCCAUUUCUUGCUGGAAGCUACAUUUCUGCAGCCAGUGCAGGCAGCCUUUGCUUUCCGUGCACGCGAGUCCCUGGGUGCGCUCCCCAGAGCAGAGCUCGGCUCCUUGCUCAGACUCUGAGCCGUGCACAACGCACAGCUCCCUUCAGUUGCAAUCUGCAGCCUCACCGUGCCACACAGAGCCUGCUGGAGGCCGUUGAGCUCUCCGUUAGGAUUCAGAGCUUGCUCACACUCGCUGAUGAAGGCCACAGAAGGUGAAAUGCCCACAUUGUCUGCGUUGCUGUUCUUCAGCCGCGUUUGUUGCUGGGCAGUCCUUCCCUGGCACUGGGGCACAUGGAGCCUGCUGGCACGUGCCAGCGCCUGGGCCAGGAGGUGUUGCGUCGCUGAAGGAGCGUGAAGUGCUUCAUUCAGAAAGGGAUGCCUGAUUCCUGAUGCUGCUUUUCUGGUGUUCUGCUUCAAACAUGAAUAAAACU